Molecule: messenger RNA, 12295 nt
Organism: Synchiropus splendidus (mandarinfish)
Lineage: Eukaryota; Metazoa; Chordata; Actinopteri; Syngnathiformes; Callionymidae
Product: CD209 antigen-like protein A
Exons: 6
Coding region: 1363-2523 (386 amino acids)
Biological process (GO): biological process involved in interspecies interaction between organisms
Cellular component (GO): external side of plasma membrane
Molecular function (GO): D-mannose binding; fucose binding
Source: RefSeq, a predicted model, not a curated record
AGUGGUGAUGGAAUCUAUAACUUCCCAUGGAAAAAGAAGUCUGUCAUCAAGAAGAAGAAGCUGGCCGCUGAAGUCUAGAAGGUAAGAGAGGAAGUGUUGGUGACCACAGACCGCACUAAAGUGGGUUCAGUCCAAACAAAAAAGCGAAUAUUUGUUUUAUAAAAGAUGUGAAAUGCUCCCCCUCACCGUCAGUGUGGGCGGCAGGGUUGAGACCAGGCUUGUCCCUGUGACUCACCAGCCACACGUCAGUCAGGGUUGUCAGCUGAACCUGGUGAAUAAAAGCCGUGAGCUCCCAGAGGUCCCGAACCAGUCGCAUCUUAAUAGCAACGUGACGGAUGAAUGAGGCGUUCAGGGUCUGGCAGGAGUGCAGGUGUCACCUGCGGUUGAAGAGCAGAGGCAGCGUUCUAAUCACACGCCAGGUCCGCCCGCCCGAGGCCACGCCAGCUAUUGUUCAGCCAUCACACACAGCACCUUUCUUCCAUCUCAGGUUCCACUCCAGCACUUUCAUUUAUGGAGCCUGACAGAUCUUUCUCCGCAGCUCACUCGGCUCUGAAAGCUCCGCACCCACACAGCCCACUCUCAUCUCUCCCAUACGAGGAAGAAGGAAGUUUUGUCUUGAUUUCCGCUCACCAAUCCUCUGGGUGCUUUUCUGUCAGGCCCAUUGAAAUGAUGUGCGAUGUGUUCAGGUGUCAUCACUGGUCUCCAGUUGGUGUCCAGGUCGCUUGUUUCACCUCAGAAUCAGAGCCAUAGAGAAGUUCUCUCGUGCCACCAACAUGUUCCUUGAGGCCCUUGGUCUCUGCAGCCUGCCUCGAUGGUCUGACACGUGACUAUCAGGGAAGCAUGUUUGAUCCUUCAUCCUCUGCCAGGCCCUGGUGCAGCAGCUCUGGUUACACUCUAUUAACUGUCCUUGAAAGUUUAUUGUGGAAUCUGCGGUAGGAAAAUCCGUCUUUGUUUUCCCACUCCAUCCCCCCAGGCCACAGAGAACCCCAGGUCUGCAGUCGUGAGUAGGAGUCUGUGCGACUGGACCAAACCAGCGAAGUGAAUACAAAGAAAAUGGAGCUCCAGGUGAUGGAUCAUGAUCAUGACGAUGCCGUUCUACUGAAUAACAAACAAUUUGUUUUCCAAUAACAGCAGUGUUGUUAAUUACGGUCUCAGGAAAUUAGCUUCUGAUAGAAUUUGUGCUGCCGACGGUGUUUGGGAGACGAACUUCCGACCAGGCAAUUUCAGGAAAGUCCGUUCAUCUCAGCACAAAGUUUCAUAGUUGUGAUAAAAACAUCCGGCAGUCUUCUCUGACUAAGUAAACAUGACGCCAACCAGAGCAAAGUUCAGGUGCUCCACAGAGUCAGUCAGCGCUGUCUCACCAUGGAUUCUCUGGAUGUUGAAGACAACAUUUACCCCAGUGACAGCUUUCUGAAGAUACGUCUGCUGAAACAAGUCUACAGUGGAGGGAAGAGGACGACUUCCAGAUGUCUGCUGGGGUGUCUCGCUCUUCUCUGUCUUCUCCUGUUGGUGGGAAUCAUUAGUGUCAUGAUCCUGUAUGUGCAGACUGUAGCUGCUCUGAGGAAGCACAAUUCCACCUCUGAGAUUCAACAGAAGGAGGCGAAGUGUCAUGAGUCCGCAAGUCUUCAUAGAGAAUAUGAAGAGCUGCUGGACAGAUACAGGGCACUGACAGAGAGCAAGGACCAGCUUGUGAGCGACCACAGCCUCCUGCAGAGACACAACAGUGAGCUGCAAACUCAUCUGGAGACACUGAGGGAGGACCGAGUGCUGAUGGAGAGCAAUUACUCUUCACUGAGGUGCGAAAAGGAUCGGCUGCAGAGCGGGUUCGAUUCCCUGCAUCACCUGAGAGAGCAGCUUCUCACCAGCAACAGAAACCUCACCUCACAGCUCAGCGGCUCCAAGUCAAGUUUCAGCAGUCUGAGACGUGAACAUGAGCAGCUACUGAGGAACUGCUCUGCUCUGAAGGACCAGUUAGCCAGCAGAGCCAGUCUGGAUCUGACCGGGCCGUUGGCAAAUGAGCAGCUGAAAACCAGCGAGGAAAUUCAAGGUCUCAAGCUCGAUUACGACCACGUCCUUAGGGACAGAGCUCACCUCCAGAAGGAGUUGGACAAGAUGGCUAUCAAAGUACAAGGCAUGCGCUGCCAGGCUGGAUGGAGAAAGUUCAACACCAGCUGCUACUUUAUUUCCAUGAGCCGCAGAAACUGGACGGAGAGUCGGAGAGACUGUCUGGCCAAGGGAGGGGACUUGGUGGUGAUUGACAGUGAGGAGGAGCAGAUGUUCGUCAGCACCCUGCUUGACGUCUCCCAGAACUCCUGGAUCGGCCUGACUGACAGCACCGCAGAAGGAGCCUGGAUUUGGGUGGACGGGUCGCCAGUCACCACAGAGUUCUGGCAGCCCGGCCAGCCCAACGACUGGAAACAGAACCAGGACUGUGGAGAAAUCACACGCUCCUCAUCGGAAGGUCGGGGAGAAUGGAACGACGACGGAUGUUUUGCCGAGCAACUCUGGAUCUGUGAGAAAUGAGGGGCCCCCUCUGGUGGUCGUAAUCUCACGUCUGGAAGUCGAAACCCUCUGCCAGCUUUAGUUUUGAGCACUCAAAUAAUUAAAAAUUCACAAGGCUACAACGUCACAAACACAUUUGCAUGUUAAGUAUUGCAGGACUCUCAUCACGAAACGUCCUGAGGAAAUGUUUGUGUGAAGCUGCUGCGCUAAUAGUUUAUUAAUGGUAUCAACUCUGCACCGUCUGUUUUUCAUACGAGUGUGAGACGACAGAGCCUCACAUUCCCGGACCUUUACGUCAGCAACAUUAGCCACGGAGGAAAACGGCUUCAUCUUUUUAUGGUAAAGUAAGUGACUUGGGUCAGUGAAGCUCAGUUGAGUCUUCAACUGGUGAAGAAAGAGCUGAGCCAGAAGACAGAGCUCUCCACUCACUGCUGUGUUUCUCUUCUCACUUGUGGUCACCAGCUUUGGAGUGACCCACAGAACAAGAUGAUCUCAGUCUGAAAGUCAUUCAGUCAUUCAGGAGAGACACAGAGGAGAACCUCUUCUGCUGGACAGUUGUUCCCGGACUAUUGAGGUGUUGAACUGGGGGGGAGCCCCCGUGCAGACGCAUCUGCAGUAUUUUGACGCCUCAUGUGGUUCCUCAAGGAAAGUGGGUCAUUUCUUUUAUUUUUGCAGCGAAAGUGAAAGUUAAACCCAUUCAUCAGUCUGAGCGAGUCUGCCUGGAGUCCAUAGUGACUCGUUCAGAUGCGUGCGUUUCUACAAGUCAGGACUGAGUCUGAUUCUCUUGCUCAAUAGUUUGCACAUGGACUCCCCUAAGUCCCUUUUUCUGAGUUUGCUCAUCCUUGUGCACGAGUCAACACACACAAACACACACAUUUAAAUGAUAUAUUCUCUCUGACUCAACACGUCAUAUCAGGCACUAGACAACAACACUUGAUCUGGAAUGAAAUCACUCUUGCCGAGUCGCGGGAUGAGAGGACUCUCUGACUCGCAAAUGGAACAAGUUCCUACCUCCCUCUAGUGGACCUAAAUUAGUCUACAGUAUAUGAAGCUGUAUUUGGAUACGCAGCUCUGUGACUCAUGGGUUAAUGAUUGAGGUUUUGUAGAGAUGUGAAGCCACUGGGGAACAAAUGAAUCAUCCCUGGGAUUUGUUUUUAUGAACCAUUCACCACUUAAUGACUCUUGCUGACUGGAUCUCCUGCCAUCAAACAUGUUCACUGGAGUGUGGACCCUCCGCCCCGCACCGCUGAAGCCCUGAAUCUCCAGGCGGAUCUGUGGUUGCGCCCGGGUGUGGCAUGGUGGCUUUGAGCGCCGGCGUUAUUAGCAGGAGCCAUUAAUUGGCUGGAGUCUCCUCCUCCACCACAGUGCUGAUUUCAGGCCCCAAAAAAAGUAUGUGGUCGCGGUCUUGGAGCGUUCGCGGUUAGUGAGGACACACUCUGGUCUGGAAGAUGGAAAAAUGUCUGUCAUAGUUGAGUAUGAAGUCAUUGGAGUCGGAUGGUUUCAGUGCUAACAGCUGAAAUAGAACUAGAGGCAGCAGCUGGAGCGGAGCUCGAUAGCAUUAGCGCUAAAUGCUACGUUCAUGAAAGGCAUGUAGUUUUAUCAAGUCUUUAGUUUUGAUCCGGUCACAAGCACGUAGUCAUGAAAGCCUCCCAACAGCACAAACCAUCCACCAUCCAUGUCUGAUAGCUAGUCGGGGGAGGGGGAGAGUUGCGGUGUAGGUUUCAGACCGAACGACACGCACGCCUUAUUGCUGCAUCUUCAAUAAUGAAGCUGCCCCGCGGGGGGCGCAUGCCAGUGUAUUUACACCGAGAUAAACAAGUCUGAUUCCAGAACAUUACCUUUGGCUCCUCUUUAAUAAAUCACAUUAGCAGGCAGGAAGAGUGGCGUGUGCCCCCCUCCCCCGCUGCGGCUGUUUUCCUCUAACCCUGCACGAGAGCGCGGCUCCCCGGGCAGGAAGCGGAUGAGGGGCCGUUAUCAUUUUGGCAGGGCUCCCGCGUGAACCCCAAGGCCCCUCGUCCAUAUUCAUCAGCGGCGUAUACGUCCAGUCCUGAGCUGCUGGCCAGGCGGAGGAAGGUGAGCCGACCUGACAGCCCGGCCAAUUAGACCUCUCCGAGGUGUGAGUCUCUCUCUGCUCUGCUCUGCUCUGAGAGGAAACACAUUUACCAGUCUGCCAAAACAUUAUGACUGCUUUCUCUUGUUGCUGCAGUGAAACACUUGCCAAGUCAAGACAGCCACGUUUUAACAGAACACAGACUGAGACAGUGCUUUACCCUGGCGGCUGCCAAACAUGAGGUCUCCUGGGUCCACCCCGGGACCUCCUCCCAGUUCAGCACUCUCUAGUCCUGGAGAUGUUUUGAUGAGCCACCGUGACUGUCCUCUCCAGGAGCAGCAGAGGUUCUCCUCUGAGUCUCUCCUGGAUGACUGAGCUUCUCUCUCUCAGAGAGUCCAGGCAGAGAAGCUCUUGUUCUCUGGGUCAGCUCUUUCUUUGCCUCCUGAUUGAAGCCAUGUCAGUGAUUUACUUUGAAUGACUCGAAGAUUUCAGAUUCUGACUCCAAAGCCAUCUCACUGACGGCACUGCACCGAUUCUUCCCUCAGGACAUCCCACCCCUCUCUUGACUGUGAACCACAAUCUGGAAAGAGAGCAGCGGAUCUUCAUGUCGGCUGCGUCCCAUUCAGUUCAGUCCCGUUCCAUUGAGAAUUAAAGGUCUUCUAUAAAUCCAAGGCCCAGCAGAGUUUGAGUCCCGCAAACAAUGACUUCUCGCUUCACGACCAUCUCCAAAGUGUUCUGUAUGUGUAUGUCAAAGCGUGUGCUUGGGAACUGGUUUCCGCUCACUGGUGACCGGGUCACGACCUCGGCCACACCUUCAUCCAACACGGGGAAAAACUAAUUCCCGCUAAUGGACUUUAAAUGUGAAAAUGUUGUGCUAGCAAAGAGCUGAGCUCAGCUCCAGAGGUCGAGCAUCAGGCAAAUGGAAAACAGCCAUAUUCCGCCCCUCGUCCAUCUUCCAUAAAUCACUGCUGAGCUGCCGAGUCCUCGUCACCGCUGUCUGACGGUGCAUUACGACCGUGUCCUCAGCCACGGCUGUAAUUACUGGCUUUGCCGUGGAAAGUAUAGUUCAAACCACGUAAAAGCUGUCAGUCAGGGAUGGAAUUGCUCCAGCAGGGGGCGACUCUCUGGGAUAACAGUUUAUCUGAAACAGAUGUAUAAGUAUUUCCGUCGUUUUAAUCCUUUCAAUCUGCCAUGCAGCUUCUCUCUCAAGUCGCUUCGUACCACUCUUUCAUUUAACAUUAUGACCACCACCUGAAUGUUGUGUUCCUCUCCUGUAACCAGAGAGGAUCCGAGUCCGUCCGAGUGAAUACUGAAAGUGAUUCGAGUUAAUGGCUCACAAUGAUCCUUGAGUCUACUGUUUGUUGUGACCACACCACAAACUAGCUUCCUUCACUUCCUGUUUUGGCGGCUGGCAUUUUAAUGUCCGUCCCUGUUUUGUGUUUACAGGACUCGGACCUGCUUUGGGUGGAUUUCAGGUGACCAGGUGAUUCCAUGACUCUGCUGAACUUCCUGUUUACACGUUUCUGGGAUUGAAUGCUUUCUGUCCUUGUGGGGAGUUAUCGCUGAUGAUGAUGUGGAGGAGUUUGAGGAGUUUUCCUGUCGUGUGAUGUCCAACAUUGCUGUUGGACUCUUAGUUUAAGGAGUCAGAACCACUUCCUGCCAUCAGAGGAACGUAUGACUCACUUUUUCAGAAACUUCACAACAAACCACCUUGGUCUGCUCUGAGGCUCCAUGACUCAUUGGCAGUGAAUCUGAGUCGGCGGAAAACUAGACUCAGGGGUUCAGGAGUGCUGGAGGCGGCUGAAGUGCACACCAGGGACAUGAUGACGCAGUAAUCGCGAGUCUUGUUUCUGCCUACGUCACCGACACAGACUCUGGAAAAGCGUCUCUUCUCCGUAGCUCAGAAAAAAGCCCGGAACGUUGGCUCCGUCUUGAGAUUUGGGCCAACAUUAAUAAAACAGGUCCCUGCGGCUUCUGUCUGCAGUAACACUGUAAUUAAAAUUCACCUCCAGAACCCAGCAGGAUGGCGGGCCCUCCAGGGGCCCACCAGCCCGUGGACGAUAAUCAUUUAUAAUUAACGCUCAGCCGGGUCCUGCAUUCUCCGGUUCUCUCGCGCCGUCCUUGCUAGUCUGCGACAGCAGCUUCCCAUCUGAGGACGCUAAACAACUCAAUUAAAGCUGCCCGGCCGGAUCAGUGCCAGGCGGGCUGAAGUCUGCCUGCUGAUCUGUGGCGGAGCGGCCCUGUCGGCUGACAAGGUUUGUGGACGAGGCGGGAUGUCACAAGUCCUAAGUAGCUGUCGGGUUCAGUCAGGGGUGGAGUGGUGUGUUGCAGGAGCUGUCUGGUUUCACUCUGAGGAAGAGGACACGAUGACGUGAACGGCUGAGGAUCCGCCUCCUUGGUGAGUCCAAGUGAAACAUCAGUGUGCUGGUUUCUGUGAGAGCUCCGAUCUCCGGCUCUCACAUCCUUCACCUUCAUCCUCCUCCAUUCUCACCUCCGUCAUCCCGAACCUCUUCUUCUUCUCCAACUCUGUCUCUCCUCUCCUUUGUCUCCAAACUUCUCCACAUCCCUCUGAUAGACUCACUUCUGAUCUUCUCUUUUAUAGUCCCUCACUGACAACCUCAUGGUCUUCAUCUCUGACCCUGCCUGCACGCUCUUCAUCACCUCCUUUUGCUCCUACGCUCACUCUCGUAGACUGACCCCAAGAUAUUGUAUGGCUUCACCCCUUCAUCCUCACUCUUCCUCGCCCUCCCCAAUUUAACCACAACACAAAGCGAGUGACUUCCGCAUAUGAAGAUGACUGAGGACAUUUUAGGAGGAAGGACAAGUGUAGCUACAUUUUUUUACAUCAACUGAGGAUUCAAUCGAGGAUAUGAGCAACGGUUGUAUAGUAUUGUCUUGAGGUUUUUGUUUCAGUUUUCUUCUUGUACAAGCUUUCCACAGAGAACCGCGUGGACGCAGCAGGCUAUUGUGAGUCAAUAAUCUUCACUGCCCUCUUCUGCAGUCAAGCCUCCUCAUCAUCCUCGCUGAAGUUCACUCAGGCAAGACUCGCCAGAAGCUUGUUUCAUGGCGUAUAGUGCCACACAUCACUUCAGCUGGAAGCACGCUGACUCUGACUCUUUUUGGGAUCCACCUGGGGUCCAGCCGUGUGGAAGCGCCAGCAGACUCUUGAGAUAGCUCAGUGCCAUGACUGGUCCAACGUGACCUCGCUCUGCGCUGCAUGUGGCCUGGGUUAAUUGAUCGACCUUUGACCCCUUCUUCGCUCGCUGGGUGUGCAGUUGAGGCGUCACGGCGCCAGAGAACCUGCCCAAGGACACGUCCCUCAUUAUAGAACUCUCCCCGAGUCUAAUGAGCAGGAGUCAGAAAUCCUCACGCGAAGACGACACUCUCUCCCUUGUUACUGAACUGCUUUUUAAAAACAAGUGGCAGCUUGUUGCUCUCACCACAGAGAGUCAACAGGAGAAAGACAGGACCUUUGUCAUUAUCACCGCCAUUUAAACCACCAUUAGAAGAAAAGAAAAUCAUGAAAAAGUCAGUGGUUGAAUGAAAAUAUCAUUGGGAAUAUAGAAAGAACAUCAACCUGAUGAGAUGAAACAGAUGGAAAACUAAAUACAUUGACCCUUGUCUGUGCAGAAAAUAAAAUAUGAAACAGUGGGGAACAGGCGUCAAAGAACAACUUCAGUCAACCAUAAAAUAAUUUAUAUAGUAACCACUUAUUUAAAAGCAAGAAAGAAAGGAAAACAGCCAAUAAAGAUGCCCAAACCUUGACCUCAGAGAGUGAAACCACUUGGCAGUGAAGAGACACCAGGGACAGUCCAAAUGGAAAGUGUCACAUGAGAAAAAGACAAAAAUAAAUAAUAAACUCAAGUUGCAGUAUAACAAUUGCAUUUUAUCAGAUUUUUAUUAUUCUAAAGGCAAUUUGAUUUCAUAAAGGGCCACAUUAGAAACCGUAACUGUAACUGGCCAUUAUCGAAAGAAAGUCAGCGAUGACUACAAAACAUGAUGGAAAAAUAUCCAAACUAUAUACUUGAGUAACAAGGACAAAAUGAACCUGAAAGGAUUAAAUAUAAGUAAUGAUAUUAAGAAGUGUAAAUAUGCCAUGAAACCUCAUGAAAUAUUUCAUUUUAUAUGCAUUUAAUUUGAAUAUAAAUCAACUUAACUAUGGACCAGACGUUCAAGAUAAAGAGGCAAUUUAUUUCAAAAUAUAUUUUCAAUCUCUCUUUAAUGUAUUUUGAGGAACAAGAAAAACACUUAAAAAUGGCCAAUGAAAAGAAGAAAAUUAUUGUCUUCAAACAAAAACAUGCAAUAUUUACUGCUGAAGUGGUGGUGGUGGUGGUGACUAAAAGUGAAGAACUAGUUCAGCGUUCAGAGAACACAGACCUCUGCCAGGCAGCUUCUUCAACACAAUCCAAAUGCUUGCUGAAAACGCCUGGAUCCACUCGCUGAGCCGGGUCCCUCCCAGAACUGAAUCAUUUGUUCCUUGUCCCAAACUUUCAUCCGAAACCGUCUAUAGGUUUCUGUGUUAAUUUGAAGCAACGCUGUUGUAAACAUGACCUCUGAGGUGAAAAUGAGGGAGGAAAGAGAGCAACUAGCAACUUGUGAUGUGUAUCAUUUGCUGCUUGGAAACUGUGUCAAAGGUCGUUCUUGUCUGUUAAAGUGUGUGAAGUCUUUUUUUUCUCUUCUGCUCGUCUUCAGUAUCACAUAAUCCGUCCUUGAGGUUCUGGACCCGACAGAUCGGCUGUUGUGUUUCCUGUCCUUGUUUUGGAAGCGUCUCCAGGCUUGGUCGCGAGGUGAGACCACGUGGAAAGAGUUUAGUCUCCUUGGCAUGGAACUCUGACGGCCUGCAGUCAUAACAGCCGUCGCCUGAGGCGAGAUGAUAUCAGCAGUGUUCCAGAGCGUGUCCGCAGCCCACAUGUCUCCUCGCUUCUUCUUCAGACACUGCCCCUGCUGGUGGGCGUUUGAAACAUGUGGAACAUCAUCUCUUCAAGUUUACAUGGAUCAGAAAUGCAGAAACGCUCUUCACAGCUCAUAUACUCCACGUCCCAUAAAGCACUGCAGCAGUUGAGAGUUAAAUUCUUGUGAAAAAAAAAUAAGGAAACAAUUUCAACAUGAAACUUUUCCUUAUAAUCGUUCUAGCUUGAUGAAGUGACCUGAAGGUGGCACAUCAGGAAGCAUCAUGACAGGAGGACUGGUGAGGUCACGUGGCACACAUUGAUCUUGUCAACCAAAGAGCGCUCCUCGGUCUCCCUCCAGAGGUGUUGGACUCGCUCCUUGCGCUCGUGCGUGUCAUCAGAUUCUGCAUCAGCAUUCAACAGAUUCCUGUUGUGCCUCUGCAGCAGGGGUUCAGACAAGGUUCCUCACGCUCUCCGGGGCUCAAGAAAGCCAACGUAAAUAGGCAUCUGGACGGAUCACAGACGGCGGCGCUCCACCGGCAUAAAAAGACAUGAAAGAGCGCGGAGUGCUGCUCUGACCUCAGCUGUUCAGCCAGAUGUGGGAGGGAGACAGAAAAGGCCUUCAGUGACUGAUGCGGUUUCACACAGACGUGAAAAUGCCUCUCAACAUGAGCUUACAUCGUCGGCACCGUGGUCGUCGCCGAAAGCUUAAACCCCAGAGUGCAACCUUCAGCCAGAGUGACCACAGUCGUGAAGCAGAACGCCACAUGUUCUGGCGAUGGCAAGACACACAACUGUUCCACGCGACAGCUCCAACUGCCCAGUCAUCCAGGGGGACUCAGAGUAGAGCCAUGAGGAGAAGUGGCGCACGAGGAGGUCUGUGGACAUGAGAGGUUCAAACUGGAAGGAACUUUAGAUAAAAUAAUUCACAUAUUUUUUUAUUGAAAGAUUAAAUGUGUUUCAGUUCAUUUUGGCUGCAGACAACUCCGUAAAGAUACCAAACUAGUUAGUAAAUUGUCCUCACUAGCUAGCUGUGCUACAAGGAUCUGUUAGCUUGAAGAGAACUUCAGCGGAAAAUAUUGUAACGUUUCGUGUGAGCAGUGAUUCAUACAGCCAUGAUGAACGGUGGGACUGAAACUCACACCAAGGCGAUCGACACAUUUGAAUAUUGCAGCCUCAGAAUUGCUGAGUCAGUGAGACGUGUAGUGCGUGUUGGCCAAAGUGACAUCCUUGUUUGACCCACUGUCUUGACAGCGAGAUGAUGCAGCGUGUUUCCUGCAGCGGAGCCGACAUAACUGAUUCCUCCUCUCCGUUCUCUGGCCCAGAAAACGGCAGCCAGACACAAUGUUCCACAGCCACAACGACAAAACCAGACUCCUGUCAGUGUGUGUGUGUGUGUGUCCCAAACAUCCUCCCAGAAACUUCCUGUUGACCCACUUCAGCUGCCGCUGUGGGACAGGCUGUAACUGCAGGUCAGAUCACAUGUAGUGCGUUCGACACAAACAGUGUUUGGGUUAUUGUUCGGUGUGUGACUCCUCAGGGGGUUUAGAGCUGUUUUUGGGGCGAGUCCAGAAGCUCAGUGACGACACUCACUUUCAGUUUCCACUGCUGUUUUCCUGCUCUCUUCCUUCUUGAAUCACCUGCUUCACCUGACUUGGAGUCUCUUUGAAUCAUGUUGCGAGUCUGACACCGCAGACCCACAAGGUGAAACGGGUCGACAGUCUUCGACCCACACCAGGACUCACUCAGAACCUCAGUCACUUUUGUCCUUAAGACUGAUGGCGAGCAGCUUUGAGUCACACUGUGACUCAGUCUGUACUUGAGUCUCCUGUCAAAUGACUCAAGUCCUUUGGUCAGUUUCAGUCAGCCACUGACCAACCGAGUGCUCCAAGUGAAUGAGUCACAGAUGUGACUCACCAGCACACAAUAGGGAGUCGAAGAGGAGUUGUAGUGUUGAACGCCAUCUGGUGGCCACUUUAAUCGCCUGGGUGGAUCUGAAAAUAUUGGGAACUGGACGAACCAGACGGAAGCUGAGCAGAGGCUCUGCUGUUGUCUCCCAAACCAAGGUGACUUUCUUCAUUCCUUAAGUCUGCCUGGUUGCAGAGACACGUCUUCUGUGUGAGGUGUGAGACGUCCGUCGGCUCAGUUUGGGAUCCAGUGGACCGUCGGAGCAGCAGCAGUCUGUUUGGACAGAGACAGCUGAUCCAGGCGCCUGGUGAGCAGCGCGGCGCUGUUUGUUGUGACAGCAGACCGCUGCGUGUGUGUGUGUGUGUGUGGAUGAAGUCACAGCUCCAGUCACGUCAGGGAAAACUAGCACGAGCCAUCGAUGUUCUCCUGCGAACCCAAACUGUCUCUGGUCUCCGUAGAGUCAGAUGAAACAGUUCAUCACAACUGUACAAUGAUGACGACAAAUGUGUGUUCAUCCCUGAGAAACAUAUUUCAUUAUGACCAUGAAAUGACCGUAAAAACAACCAGAAUUGGAGCAGUUUCCCGGAGACUAUGUGGAGUCCACCACAGCAUGAACGCUCUUCUCUGCUCCGGCUUCCUGUGUUCAGCGACUCGGUCGGAGUGGAAAAAAAGGCCUGACCUCUGACCCCCUGAGCUGGUCCACACUUGAGCGAGUGUGUGUGUGUGUGUGCAUGUGACAGCGAGGGGUUAACCAAAGAAUGCUGGAGCUGCUGGUUUCUGGAUAAUUGAGCCAUUUGUAGCGAGGUCAGAGCGGAGCAACCCCCGCCCCCCUCCACUGAGCCCCUCCCAUCGCAGAGCUAUCAGCAGCCUUGACCACAGCCACUUCAGGGGACGACGGUUUCCCAACAUCUUUUCCUCAGCUGGGCAAAUGUGUCAAUGGACUUCA